AUAUAUGGCAAUUGAGAGCGAAGUGUUGUAUGCAUUAUACUAACUGUAUUAGAAGAAUUUGAUUUCCCUUGAGCAAAAAGGAAUGAUCAAAGGUAACUAAACUUACUCAAACAAGAUAUGUUGAUAUAAAAUGAUUUCGUGCUAAGAGCUUCUAUUACAAAUUGUGAGACUUAGUUUAUAUUGUAACAUCGUAUUUUAGAAUUACUUUAAGGUUUUCAGAUGGUUUUUAUCUAUUUAGAUUAAGAAUCACCUCGAAAUUCGACUUGUAUUAGCCCUUUGAAAAAAAUGCCUUCUUGUAGUACAACAUAUAGCCGGCAAAGGAUUAAAAGUGCAACUCAAAAUCCAAAUUAAAAAAAAAAAAUAUCAAGAUUAAGAUCAAAUUCUUUGACAGCUAUUUGAGAUAAAGUCGACA
Paramecium sonneborni is the source of this 412-nucleotide messenger RNA. The record is from the annotation of a GenBank genome assembly. Lineage: Eukaryota; Ciliophora; Oligohymenophorea; Peniculida; Parameciidae.